GCGUCCCUUCUCUGCUCUCCCGAGUUCUUCACGUUCGUCUCGCUAUAGCACGUGGCUACCUAGCCAUCGUAGAGGUAAACUUUGUCCUUGUGAUUGGGAAAUCGGCGAGGUGACCGGAUUAAACGUGGGGGAGAUUUAAAAGGGAAGCGGCGUUGAAGAUUCAUCCCUGCACCAGUCAAAGACCAAGCGUUGGUUUGAUCACAUCAUUAUCCAUUAUGGAUGACAAUUUGUAUGAUGAGUUUGGUAAUUACAUAGGUCCGGAGUUGGAGUCUGAAGAAGAGGAGGACGAGCAAGAGAGAGAAGAAGAAGAUGGGAGGCCAGUAGAGGAUGACGAUGCAUGGAUGGACGAGGCCGAGGCUGCAGCUCGAGAUAAAAUCGCGGAGGAUGUGGGGACCACAGCAGUGGUACUUGCGGAAGACAGGAAGUACUACCCAACUGCAAUGGAGGUUUAUGGAGAGGACAUUGAGACCCUUGUGAUGGACGAGGACGCACAGCCGCUGGAAGUUCCAAUUAUCAAGCCAGUCAAGAUAAGACAAUUUGAAAUUGCAAAGAGAGACAUAGUCAAGACUUAUGUCUCGACCGACUUCUUGUUGGGGUUGAUGAAAAACGCUCAGCUGGUGCGUAACUUGGCUCUGGUUGGUCAUCUUCAUCAUGGGAAGACGUUGUUUAUGGACAUGCUUGUUGAGCAGACACACGAAAUCUCGACGAUGGACGGUACGAAUGAGCGGCAUUUGCGGUUUACCGACACUCGAAUUGAUGAGCAGGAGCGUGGGAUCAGCAUCAAGGCUAUGCCAAUGUCCCUGGUUAUGGAGGACAGCUCUGGCAAAUCCCAUUUGAUCAACAUAUUAGACACACCGGGUCAUGUGAACUUCUCAGAUGAGAUGACUGCUGCUCUACGACUGGCGGAUGGCGCCAUUCUACUUGUAGAUGCAGUGGAAGGUGUGAUGGUGAAUACUGAGCGGGCAAUCAAGCAUGCAUUGCAAGAGGGUCUCCCAAUCUGCAUUGUUAUCAACAAGGUUGACAGGCUGAUCACAGAGCUGAAGCUUCCUCCGGCGGAUGCCUACCACAAGCUCAGACACACAUUAGAGGAGUUGAACAACCUGAUGGCACUGUAUGCGACUGGUCCAGACCCCCCUCAGGUCGAUCCUGUGAUUGGAAAUGUUUGUUUUGCAAGUGCCACUGCUGGUUGGUCAUUUACACUUCAGUCUUUUGCGAAACUGUAUUCGGAUCUUCAUGGUGUGGCGUUGGACGAACAAGCAUUUGCUUCCAAGCUCUGGGGAGACUGCUAUUUUCAUCCUGAGACAAGAACUUUUAAAAGAAAGGCUUCUGCUAAGGGCGGUGAGCGCUCGUUUGUUCAGUUUAUCCUUGAGCCACUUUAUAAGUUGUACAGUCAGAUUAUUGGAGAGCAUAGGAGAAGUGUGGAGAUCACAUUAGCAGAGCUGGGUGUUCAUCUCAAACCAUCUGCAUACAAGCUGAAUGUGAAACCGCUUCUCAAGCUGGCCUGCAGCAGUGUGUUCGGAACCGCAACAGGUUUUACGGACAUGUUGGUUAAGCACAUACCAUCUGCAAAACAAGCAGCUUCCUCCAAGGUUGAGCAUAUAUAUACAGGUCCACAAGACUCAGGAUUGGCAGAGUCGAUGAAGAACUGCGACCCUGAUGGACCACUCAUGGUUAAUGUGACCAAGUUGUUUCCGAAGUCGGAUUGCAGCGCAUUUGACGCGUUUGGAAGAAUUUACAGCGGGACUCUGCAGGUUGGCCAGAGUGUUCGUGUGCUAGGAGAGGGUUAUUCUCCAGAUGAUGAAGAGGAUAUGGCGGUCAAGGAAGUGACAAAUCUUUGGGUUUAUCAAGCAAGGUAUUCUCUCCCUAUCGGCAAGGCACAUGCUGGAUGCUGGGUGCUUAUUGAGGGUGUGGAUGCAUCGAUUACAAAGACGGCAACGCUCUGUCCACGCUUCUAUGACGAUGAGGUGUACAUAUUCCGACCACUUAAGUUCAACACUGUUUCGGUGGUAAAAACAGCAGUUGAGCCGCUGAAUCCCUCGGAGCUGCCGAAGAUGGUGGAAGGAUUGCGCAAGAUCAACAAAAGCUACCCAUUAGCUCUCACCAAGGUAGAAGAAUCGGGAGAGCACACUAUCCUAGGGACCGGAGAAAUAUUCUUGGACAGCAUCAUGAAGGACCUGAGGGAGCUGUACUCAGAGGUCGAGGUUAAGGGGCCAAACAUCCUUGUAGAUGACACUUUGGCGCCAGAAGUGGACAAGGGUUUACUGGAUGCUCUGAAGGACUAUAUUGUUCAAGGGUUUCAGUGGGGUGCACGCGAAGGGCCUCUUUGCGAUGAGCCGAUUCGAAACGUUCGUUUCAAGAUUCUCGCUGCAACAAUUGCUCCUGAGCCUUUGCACAGGGGUGGUGGUCAGAUCAUCCCAACGGCACGACGGGUUGCAUACUCUGCAUUUCUGAUGGCUACUCCUCGCUUGAUGGAGCCUGUAUAUUAUGUAGAGAUUCAAACACCUGCUGACUGCAUGUCAGCCAUUCACAACGUUCUCUCGAGGCGACGAGGUCAUGCGACGGCGGAGGUUCCUAAGCCGGGAACACCAUUCUACAUUGUGAAGGCCUUUCUUCCUGUGAUAGAGUCAUUCGGGUUCGAGACAGAUCUGAGGUAUCAUACUCAGGGCCAGGCUUUUUGCAUGUCAGUGUUUGAUCAUUGGUCCGUCGUACCCGGAGAUCCCCUCGACAAAUCCAUUGUCCUUCGGCCUCUGGAACCAGCGCCACCUCAGCAUCUUGCACGAGAAUUCAUGGUGAAGACGAGGAGGAGAAAGGGUAUGAGUGAAGAUGUGAGCAUCAACAAGUUCUUCGACGACCCUAUGCUUCUUGAACUGGCCCGUCAAGAUGCAGUUCUACAAGCAAUCCUCUGACGAUCUAUCAUCAUCAGUUUUUCGGCGAAACGGAUCCCAAUCCGACCCGGAUGGAUAGGGGGAUCGGGAGGAGAAGCAUUCUGUGGCCGUUGUCUUCAACUUCUGUACAGGUUCCAGUCCAAUUGUUUUUGGGCCCGUUGAUUUUCGGCGAAUGAUGGGGGGGCCUCAAAUGAUCCGAGUAAUCUGGAUGCUUCGUUGUCUUUGAUAAUUGUGACAGUCCUCUUAUGGUGAUUCGGGUGGCCAAAUGAUGAUGCUAUGUCUCCUAGGUGCAGUUAGAGAGAUCCUACCGAGGGCGAUGUUUCUACCAAGCGCUGCGAGCAGGUUUCGCCACCCUGUCAUUCCUGCGGUAGGGCGAAACCCUAGUCUCUCCUGGUGUUGCGUUGCCUGUCCCGACCAUCCAUCGGCUUCUCCCCUCCGCCCCCCUCCUCUUCUCGCUCUUUUCAUUUUAUUAUCCUUUGCCUCUUUCUUCUUGGGUUCCUUUCAAUCAUCUACUUGUACCUACUCGAACUUAUUCCCGUCUUCUCUUCCUCGACACAAGGACAAGCAUGCAUCUUCACCGUUCUCCCAUCCCUUGUCCACCGCCGCCACCAUCCCACUGUUGUCCAAGCAGUGGUGCUUUCUCAGCGAACGAGGGAGAAAAGGAAACCACCCAAACUGGGAGGAACAUCCAUUUCCAUUGUCGCGUUCUCUGUCAGAUUCCAGCCCGGUCAGAUGCGGUGGAAUGAUGCAGCUUGAUUUGGCCCUCCUGGACAUUGCUGAUAGGUAGUGAAGGUUUAAUUUCGGUCCCCUCUCCUCUUUGCUGAUUCGGGCCAAAGAGGGUAUUUCUUGUAGAAACUAGAAAAUUUUGCGGAAAAGCACGGUGUU
Molecule: messenger RNA, 3770 nt
Organism: Chara braunii
Lineage: Eukaryota; Viridiplantae; Streptophyta; Charophyceae; Charales; Characeae
Source: the annotation of a GenBank genome assembly